This is a messenger RNA of Alnus glutinosa, 618 nucleotides long. RefSeq names its product coniferyl alcohol acyltransferase-like. The record is from RefSeq and is a predicted model, not a curated record. NCBI's taxonomy places the organism in Eukaryota, Viridiplantae, Streptophyta, Magnoliopsida, Fagales, Betulaceae. Bases 1 to 618 code for a protein of 205 amino acids. The transcript has a single exon. Gene Ontology annotation, molecular function: acyltransferase activity, transferring groups other than amino-acyl groups.
AUGGCCACUUCGUCACCUCUUCCCGUCAAAAUGGAUGGAAAAACCAUCACGUGCCGUGCACGUGAUAUUUUAAUACACAAAUCACCGAAAAUGCCCAUGUCUUCAAAAUUGAAAGUACAAAAUGGUCCUUUUAAACAAAACAAGCGUACUGUGGGUAGGCUACGGCCACCACUGAUCGUUGGAGUCACAAACUUCGGCUUCUACUUCUACCGUACUCCCCUUCUCAACAACUUUACAGCGAUUGUUGACAUUCUUAAGAGCUCCCUUGCUGAAACUCUCAAUCACUAUUAUCCCUUUGCAGGAAGAAUCGUUCAAAACCCAUAUACUGGUGAGCCUGAGAUUUUUUGUGACAACAUUGGUGCUCUGGUUGUAGAAGCCCAAGCAAAUAUCCCUUUGAAAGAAUUAAAAUUUUACAACCUUAAUCAAUCUUUGCAAGGGAAGCUAGUUUCUAUCAGCACCAACUUUCCCGUGCAAAUCCAAGUAACAAAAUACACUUGUGGAGGCAUUUCAAUAACCUUCACCUUCGACCAUGCACUAGGCAAUGCGAGCUUCAUCAGUUCUUCGAUGAUUUGUUUGCAUGGUUUUCAUGUCUGCGUGAGUAGUCUUCAAGUCCUUUGA